AUUAAUUUGCUGGAUCUGAUUGUGGUAUAUGUGCCUUGUAUCUGUCUGAUUGCUUGUUCAAUGUAAUGUCAAUAUUGUACAACAUUCAGGCCUUUUGAACUUUAGUCUUGUAAAUCUCCGUUACGGAUUAUAAUACGAUCCUGUGCAACAGGUUUGGCAUAUGGGUUCUAAACCAGUGGAAGAUAUAAUAGAGUGUUCAUCAGGGGUUCAUUUUUCAGGAUUUCACUUGAAUGGCUUACAAAAAAUAAAUACAAAGGUUGAACAACAGACAACCUCAGUGGCUGAAAGUGUGCAUAGACAACCUUUUGUCAUUGGAGUUUGCGGUGGUGCAGCAUCAGGAAAGACUACAGUUUGUGAUAUGAUUAUUGAGCAGCUUCGUGAUCAACGAGUCGUACUUGUCAAUCAGGAUUCUUUUUAUCAUAAUUUGACUCCUGAGGAACUUGCAAAUGUUCAUGAAUACAACUUCGACCAUCCUGAUGCAUUUGACACCGAACAAUUGUUACUUUCAAUGGAAAAGUUGAAGCAUGGGCAAGCAGUCAAUAUUUCUAAAUAUGAUUUCAGAACUUACAAGACUGACGCCUCUAAACCUCGAAAAGUCAAUCCUUCAGACGUGAUACUCUUGGAAGGUAUACUCAUUUUCCAUGAUGCUCGCGUCCGGGAUCUGAUGAACAUGAAGAUUUUUGUCGAUACAGAUGCUGAUGUGCGCCUGGCAAGGAGAAUAAGACGCGACACAGUUGAAAAGAAUAGAGAUAUAAACAUGGUGCUUGAUCAGUACUCAAAUUUUGUGAAGCCUGCUUUCGAUGACUUUAUACUUCCAACAAAAAAAUAUGCUGAUAUCAUAAUUCCUCGUGGAGGCGACAAUCAUGUAGCUAUUGAUUUGAUUGUCCAACAUAUUCGAACAAAACUGGGUCAACACGAUCUGUGUAAAAUAUAUCCAAACCUCUACGUCAUUCAAUCAACUUUUCAGAUACGUGGUAUGCAUACACUUAUACGUGAUGCCCAAACAACAAAACAUGAUUUCGUCUUUUAUGCUGAUCGUCUGAUUCGCUUGGUUGUUGAACAUGGCCUGGGACAUCUGCCAUUUACCGAAAAGCAGGUGAUAACUCCAACUGGAUCUGUCUACACUGGUGUCGAUUUCUGCAAGAGGUUAUGUGGCGUCUCUGUUAUUAGAAGUGGCGAGAGUAUGGAAAAUGCUUUGCGAGCAUGCUGUAAAGGCAUCAAAAUCGGAAAAAUUCUUAUUCAUAGAGAGGGUGACAACGGACAACAGCUGAUUUAUGAGAAAUUACCCCAAGAUAUCUCCGAGAGGCAUGUUUUAUUAUUGGAUCCGAUCCUGGGUACAGGGAAUUCAGCUGUGCAAGCCAUCUCUUUACUUCUGAAAAAGGGUGUUCCAGAAACCAACAUCAUAUUCCUUAAUCUUAUAUCUGCUCCUCAAGGAGUGCAUGUAGUUUGCAAGCAUUUCCCUAGAAUUAAGAUCGUAACUUCGGAGAUUGAAACUGGGUUAAAUGAAGAGUUUCGAGUAAUUCCUGGUAUGGGUGAAUUUGGAGACAGAUACUUCGGCACAGAUGAUGAAUGAUCAACAGUAUUCCCACAUGAUCCACAACAGGUGCUAGUCUUUCUCCUCAAUCAACACCUAAUGAUCGCCGCCAGAGAGAUUUAGAAGAGCUUAAAGAGUUCAUGUGAGCUGUCAUGGACAUUCACAAUUUUGAGGUUGUUUUAAUUCUAUUAGGGUGCUUGGUAAGCUUGAUGAGGCAGAUUUUAAAGAGUGAUGAGUUGAAUAAUGAAAUAUACCAUGAAAGAACUUGGACACUUUGUCUGUACCUUUUUUCCGGAGAUGCUCUAUAGUAUGUACUGUUAAUAAUGAUAAACUAAAUCCGGUCCCAUUUUGCGGACAAUUUUACUUUGA
Daucus carota subsp. sativus is the source of this 1903-nucleotide messenger RNA. Its product is annotated as uridine kinase-like protein 4. The coding region runs from base 161 to 1573 and encodes 470 amino acids. Gene Ontology annotation, molecular function: kinase activity; ATP binding. Gene Ontology annotation, cellular component: cytoplasm. The record is from RefSeq and is a predicted model, not a curated record. NCBI's taxonomy places the organism in Eukaryota, Viridiplantae, Streptophyta, Magnoliopsida, Apiales, Apiaceae. The transcript has 15 exons.